AGGAGCAAAGCGAGGGUUUCUGGUUUUGGGGCUGCCGUGCUCUUUAUCUACGGGACUCCGGCGGCGACCACCACCACCAGGCGCUCGGCGAGUUGGAUCGUUCCCUGCACCAUGGCGUCGGAGAAAGAGGCGGCGCUCGCGGCCGUGCCCAACGACAACCCCACCAUAUUCGACAAGAUCAUUAAAAAGGAGAUACCUUCCGAUGUGGUGUAUGAAGAUGAGAAGGUUCUUGCUUUCAGAGACAUAAAUCCUCAAGCACCGAUCCACAUUGUGAUCAUUCCUAAAGUCAAGGAUGGACUAAGUGGCCUUUCAAAGGCAGAAGAGAGGCACGUAGAGAUACUUGGCUUGCUCCUCUAUGCUGCGAAAGUUAUCGCAAAGCAGGAAGGACUGGAAGAUGGCUAUCGUAUCGUCAUCAACGAUGGCCCUAGUGGAUGCCAAUCUGUUUAUCACAUCCAUGUCCAUCUUCUUGGAGGCAGGCAGAUGAACUGGCCACCGGGCUAAGCAACGCCUGCUUGAUGAUCAGUCUUCAUGUCAAGGAUGUUAGUUGCAUCUCCCUUGAAUAAGAGUUCCUGUAACUGACAUAACAGACCGUGUGCUGAACUUGUGCUAUAUCUAUGCAUUAUUGACGUGUGUUGUGUUCUUGUUAGUCUGGCACACCUGUGAACCUUGUUACCUGUCAGUGGAAAUGCAAUGAACCUGGUGUUGUGUGCCUUUCUUUGGCAUGAUGA
Molecule: messenger RNA, 728 nt
Organism: Lolium perenne
Lineage: Eukaryota; Viridiplantae; Streptophyta; Magnoliopsida; Poales; Poaceae
Product: 14 kDa zinc-binding protein
Molecular function (GO): catalytic activity
Source: RefSeq, a predicted model, not a curated record